Linum trigynum is the source of this 2159-nucleotide messenger RNA. The record is from the annotation of a GenBank genome assembly. NCBI's taxonomy places the organism in Eukaryota, Viridiplantae, Streptophyta, Magnoliopsida, Malpighiales, Linaceae.
CAUCCUUUCCUGACCACCUCUGCCGCCUCUAACCAGGACCAUCCAUCGAGCGUCUGCAACUCCGAAGAAGGCUGGGCAAGGCCGACCAAAACAAAAUUAAUUGCAGGUCUCAGUACCCCAUCAACAGUGGUGGCAGAUGCUUCAGCUCCAUUGCUGUCUUCUACACCGACUCAUGACCGAAUCGUCAGUUAAGAGGAGGUGCGGACUAUGUCGAUGUGAGGGUAGAGCGAAGAGCAGAAUUAGAGUUCUUAAGGUAAGAUUGGGGAUUCAAAUCUCAUGACUAGCGAUGACCGAAACAACAACUUUGGAAAACAUGUAUGACCCUUCUUCUUCUUCUACGUCAUCCUUGUCUAUCUGUCUGCGCUCGAAGUUCUAGCCCUUUGCCGCGUCCGUCGCUUCUUUCCCCCGCUCACGUCGAAUCCAAUGGAGAAUGGAGGAGGCGGACGGGGCAAAGGUUCGUGAAUCGGGAUCCACGAGUUUGUGAUGGGGGAGAAGAGGAAAUACUCCGUGAAUUCUUCGUCGUCGAUGUUGGACGAAAAGCUUUUGGCCGAGAACGAAGUAGAGCGGGAAGGUGGAGUUUGGAGGGAGAGGAGGCGGGGGCAGUGAAUUCCAGCUCUAGGUUUUGGAAUCGACGGAGAAUUCCAAAACCUCGUGACACGAUGGCGGUAAUGCUAGGUCAUUGAUGGGUCGUGGAGGAAAAUUAAAAAAUGAUAUCCUUUUUAUUUUAAUAAUUGCACUGAUGAGAUGGAAAAUAAAAAUUAAUUUCUAUUAUAUUUUAAUUAUGACGUCACUCAUUUAUCAACUCUGAGAAAUUUAACGGAGACUAAUGGACAAGGAUCACACAUGAAAUGUUUAACCACUUCCAAUGACCACGAAUGGAAUAAAAUACUUUUAAUGACCAAACGUAAACUUUUUAGCACUUUCAAUGACCAACCUUGCAAUUUACCCGAUAAUAAAGAGAGCAUAUAUUGAAUAAUGACUCAAGUUCAUUAACUAAAUUUCGACCUUCUUGUUUGAGUGGACCUAGAAAACUCAGAUUUAAGGGUGGAGAAUAAAAUACAAUUUAUUUUCACUAGUUUUCUUAAUUGGCUCUUAUCUUCUUCGUUCUAACUCGAAUGUCAAUUUUUUUUCCACAGAAGGAACGAGUUCGUUGUGCUCUACAAAACGAAAUCCAUUCUCAAUAAUUUUUGAGGAAAAAAAAAUCAUACCUCUUGUUACCAACUUCAUACCAAAUGGUACCUCCUUCAUUAUUAAGUCAUUUUGAAAUUUUUUUGCAUAGAAGGAACGAGUUAAUUGAUCUAUUGUAUCUAAAAAUUUCUGGGUGAAAAAACACAUAACAAAAAAUAUCACACUAUACCACCCUAGUAUGGGAUUGAUAUCUUGUGGUACGCGAACAUACCAUAUGGUAUGAGUACCAAUCAAUACCAUAUGGUAUGGACUGGUAUAAAAUACCUAAAUAUUUUUUUGUUCCAAAAAAAUAUCAAAGUGUAUAUCAUUUUGAAAAGCACAAUUAAUAUGAUCUAUGUGUGCAAAAAAAAACCCGACUUAAAACGAGAGAGAAAUAGUUUGUGAAAGAUUAGAGUGGAAAAGAUUAAAGACUUUUUAUAGGAGAGAGAUGGCUACUCAUGUGACGGAUUUGGAUUGGAUUAUGCAUAGUUAUGCACCACAAGAUUACUGAUAGGAUCCGCUCUCUUGAAUAAUUAGAAAAAUCCUAAGUAUGAAUGAUUCGGGUCCAAAUGUACACAUUUUACCCCUCAUUUCUUGUCUGUUAUGCUUAGUAGAUCACCGUCCCCCCAUCUAUUUUACGCUAGGUUGUAUUUGUUUUGUUACAUUUAGGUCCUAAUACGUGUGGGAAGGUCGAGGACGAGUUUCGGGUCGAUUGGAGGUCGAAAAGCACGAAAAGGUAAGAAAAAUGCCCAAAAAGCGACCGUGACAAUUGCUCCGUGACCUUGAACUGGUUGGGUUCCAGAGCCAUUCCUGAGGUUAUUGACGCCAAGUCAGUUCACGGUCGUAAGAUCGUGAACUUCAGCUCCAGAUCGUGAAGUGUUGUAGUGAAACGACGCGUAUUGGUUCGAGUUCACGGUCUAGGCUUUCAGUUCACGGCUUUGAACUCGGAGCGUAAACAACCUUCGAUCUGGGAAUAAAAGGCAGCAGCGGAA